Esox lucius (northern pike) is the source of this 13016-nucleotide messenger RNA. RefSeq names its product dynein, axonemal, heavy chain 12 (gene dnah12). The coding region runs from base 158 to 11614 and encodes 3818 amino acids. The transcript has 70 exons. Lineage: Eukaryota; Metazoa; Chordata; Actinopteri; Esociformes; Esocidae. The record is from RefSeq and is a predicted model, not a curated record. Gene Ontology annotation, biological process: microtubule-based movement. Gene Ontology annotation, cellular component: dynein complex. Gene Ontology annotation, molecular function: ATP hydrolysis activity; dynein light intermediate chain binding; minus-end-directed microtubule motor activity.
UACUAUAGCAACGGAUGUUUUCCCCUUUAAAGCCUGUACCUCUUAGUGUUCUGCAUAGAGUUACAAAUCAGUCUAAACAACUGUGGAACACAGACGGAGACCACGGUUUCUUAAGCUGGGUCCAGUGUAUACAAGUUUCAAGAUACAAUUACCUGAGAUGCCCACCUCAUCAGGAGUGUACAAGCAGCCAGUGGCUGAUGGCCUGAAGAAGUACUCUCUCCUGCCCCCUAUCCCAAGCACAACGUUUCAGGAGGCUGUACAAGCAGAGGCCAGCAACAUUGUGCAGUGGAGGAAGCUGCUAAGGCACAGAAGGAGCGAACAUCAGCAACAUCAGUUGCAUGAAAUCAUGGUUACUAAUGCAAUGCAGGCAUACAAGAAUGCUGAGUAUUCAAGACCAGUGGCUCCCCCAUCCCCCGAGCCAGAGUUCCCCCUUUCUAUGAGCAGUGAAGACAGAAAACGCACAUUGAACUACAUGUUCCUGAAGCAGUGUGUGGAGCAUUGUCCUGUGGCGCCCAUUCAGGAGCAGUGGCUAGACGCCAUGCUGGUUCUUGUACCCCCCAAGCUGCAUGAGGGACCAGGGAGAGAAAAUAUGCUGCAGGAUUUAUGUAGGGAGGUCAGCGAAAACUUCCUCAACGAGAUGGUCAAACACACGGUGAAUACUGUGCUCAAGAAACCAGAGAUGAAAGGGACUGUUCUUGCAAGUCAAAGUGCUCCAACAACGAAGGCGCUAGAUUUCUCCAGACCAUGGCAUGAUAGCUUUGUGAAGAGUCGCAGGGAAAUUAAGAAGAAUUUACACAUUCUUCAUCCAGUGAUGAGGUUAAUCCUAGACAUUGGCUAUUGCACAUUCUCAAAUCUGCUUUUGGUGGAUCUUUCUGACUGCAGGUGCGCAGGGCCAGUAGACUGUGAGAGCCUGAAGAACAAUUUGACAGUGGAGUGUGAGAGGAUAGAGGGACGCAUCAUGAACACCUGGUAUCCCAAGGUCAUCCACCUGUUGACCAGCAAGGACACACUGCAGAGGGUCAGACCUGCAAAACUGGACUCCUUUUACAACUGUGUAUCUACACUCAUUUCUAACCAGUUGAAAUCCUUAGUGGAGAGGAGUGUGGAGGAGUUUGUCGGCCUGUUCGAUCCAUUCAAUGUCCACCGAUUACCUCUGUUCCGCAUGGAUCUGACUUUUGAUGACGAGAAGAUGGAAUUCUAUCCGAGCUUCCAGGACCUUGAGGAAGCUGUUUUAGAAAUUCUGAAACUGAUUACCAACACAAUGCAGAAAGUCCAGACAGUCCAGUCUUGGCUGGCUGAAGCUAACAGCUCUGUAAUCGAUGCUAGACUGGCGGACCAUGUUCUGGAAGGGGCCCAGAGCACAGUGAGGUCUGCCAUACGUAAGAACCUAGAGGAGCCUUUUCAACACUUCCAGAACUAUGUUAACAAAUAUGAUUGGCUGGUCAAUGGGUCAGCACAGGCUUUAGUGGACAAUUUCAUUGAGGAAGAACACACUUUUAAUGAGUAUACUGAGAAAGUGGAGGAGUUCCAUGUACUCUCUAAGGAGAUUGUCAGUCUGCCGGCGAUAGCCCAUUUUGCCAUGGUGCGUCUGGACUGUGAAGAACUAAAACAGGGACUGGCAAAGAAAGCUAAAACCUUUGCUCAGUUGCUCCUGGAGAAACUUGUCACCAACCACAGAGAGAACAGUCUGCGGAUCUGCCAGGAGUUUGAGACCAUCAAAGAGAAAGCUCUGAAGGUUCCUGAGACCACAGAGGAAAUUACUGAAAUGAUAACUUAUAUUGGUCAUAUCAAAACAAAGGGCAUUGAGGAGCUCAAUACUAAAAUAUCGGAAACCCAUCACAGACUGAACUACUUGUUGGAUGUCUACAUUUUUGAUCCAGAAGACCUUGAGUUCAACUCUACAGUCCUCCUCUGGCCACAGAACAUAGUCCCGGUCUUUGAUCUCAAUGAUGAGGUCAUUCUGAAGGCCAAAAAGAAAGGGGAGCUGGAGCUUCUGGGUCGGAGAGAGAGAUUAAUGCUGGAGCUGGAAAAGCUUGGACGCAGAAUGGAGGAGUUUGCUGAGUGCUCUGAACUAGACAUGAUGCAGCAGUAUGUAAAUGACGUGAGGAUGGUCCAGAAGAGGCUUCAAGACGCUGAGGAGGCCAUCAACUUCAUCAACAAAGAGGAGGCUCUGUACCAAUGGGACCAGACAUCUUAUCCUGUGGUGGAGGUCAUCAAGGAGAGCAUUGAGCCCUACCAGAAGCUAUUUGGCCUGGUGCUCAAGUGGCAGCGCACUGAGAAAAGGUGGAUGGACGGCACCUUCCUGGACCUGAACGGAGAGAGCAUGGAGGUUGAGGUGGAUGAGUUCUUCAGGGAGAUCUACAAGAUGCUCAAGUUCUUCCAGCAGAAGCAGAAGAAGGCAGAGCAGGAGAAAGAGAAGAUAGCGGGAGGAGUGACAAAGAGGAGCCCCAGGGAGGAGGACCCUAUGAAACAGGAGUGCCCCACUGCAUUCAUCUGCUCCGCAGUUAUGGAGCAGGUGAAAGGCUUCAAGGGGUACAUUCCCACUGUGUCCAUCCUGUGUAACCCGGGCAUCAGGCCUCGCCACUGGAGUCAAAUGUCUGAGAUUGUGAACUACAACCUCACGCCUGACUCUGGCACCACCCUACGGAAGGUGCUCAAGCAGAAUCUCGCCCCCUACUUCGAGCAGUUCGAGGCCAUCAGUGCUGCAGCCAGCAAGGAGUUUUCUCUGGAGAAGGCCAUGCAGAACAUGGUGGAGGUGUGGGAGGGAGUCUCCUUCCAUCACCACCCCUACAGAGAGUCUGGGGUGUCCAUCCUAACUGCUGUGGAUGAGAUCCAGACCAUGCUGGAUGACCAGAUUGUCAAAACCCAGACCAUGAGGGGAUCGCCAUUCAUCAAGCCCUUUGAGACUGAUAUCAAGGUGUGGGAGGAGCGUCUGAUCCGUAUUCAGGAGACAAUAGAUGAGUGGCUGAAGGUCCAAGCCCAGUGGCUUUACCUCGAGCCCAUCUUCUCCUCUGAGGAUAUCAUGCAGCAGAUGCCCGAGGAGGGACGUCUCUUCAAGACCGUCGACAAACACUGGAGGGAAGUCAUGAGGCACUGCGUCAAAGACCCUAAGAUCUUGCCAGCAACCUCGUUGCCCAGUCUGCUUGAACAACUCCAUGAAUCCAAUGAUCUUCUGGAUAAAAUCAUGAAGGGACUGAACGCCUACCUGGAGAAGAAGCGUCUCUUCUUUCCUCGCUUUUUCUUCUUGUCCAACGAUGAGAUGCUGGAGAUCCUGUCGGAGACCAAGGACCCAACUCGUGUGCAGCCCCAUUUAAAGAAGUGCUUUGAGGGCAUCGCCAAGCUGGACUUCCUCCCGAACCUGGACAUCCAGGCCAUGUACAGCAGUGAGGGGGAGCGUGUGCAGCUCAUCCAGCUUAUCUCCACCUCUGAGGCGCGGGGGGCCGUGGAGAAGUGGCUGGUACAGGUAGAGGACAUCAUGCUGCGAUCAGUCCGGGACGUGGUGGCCCGCUCAAAAGUGGCCUACGCUGAGACCAACAGAAGCCAGUGGGUUAGAGAAUGGCCCGGUCAAGUGGUUCUAUGCACCUCUCAGAUCUUCUGGACCCUGGAGGUCCAUGAGGCCAUCAGAGCAGGGGCUCAGGGUCUGAAGAGUUACUAUCAGCUGUUGCAGAGCCAGCUGAAGGACAUUGUGGAGCUGGUGAGAGGCAAGCUGCCCAAGCAGACUCGCAUCACACUGGGUGCUCUGGUCACCAUUGACGUACACGCCAGAGAUGUGGUGAUGGACCUCAUAGACAAAGGUGUAUCUAAUGAGACUGACUUCCAAUGGAUGGCUCAGCUGCGCUACUACUGGGCAAAUGAAAAUGUGCGCGUACGCAUUAUCAACUGUGAUGUCAAGUAUGCUUACGAGUACCUGGGAAACUCCCCUCGGCUGGUCAUCACACCACUAACAGACAGAUGCUACCGGACACUGAUCGGGGCCUUCUAUCUGAGUCUUGGGGGAGCCCCUGAGGGUCCGGCAGGGACCGGGAAGACAGAGACUACAAAGGACCUGGCCAAAGCCUUGGCCGUGCAAUGUGUCGUCUUCAACUGCUCAGAUGGGCUGGACUACCUGGCAAUGGGGAAGUUCUUCAAAGGCCUGGCGUCGUCGGGUGCAUGGGCCUGUUUUGACGAGUUCAACCGAAUCGAGUUGGAGGUGCUUUCUGUGGUAGCUCAGCAAGUCCUGUGCAUCCAGAGGGCCAUCGAGCUGAAACUGGAGUACUUUGACUUUGAAGGCACUGAGCUUAAGCUCAACCCCAACUGCUUUGUGGCCAUCACCAUGAACCCGGGCUAUGCCGGGCGCUCCGAGCUGCCGGACAACCUCAAGGUGUUGUUCAGAACUGUGGCCAUGAUGGUGCCCAACUACGCCCUGAUAGCUGAGAUUUCCCUGUACUCCUACGGCUUCCUCAACGCCAAACCCCUGUCUGUGAAGAUCGUGAUGACCUACAGGCUGUGCUCCGAGCAGCUCUCCUCCCAGUUCCACUACGACUACGGCAUGAGGGCUGUCAAGGCUGUGCUGGUGGCCGCGGGGAACCUGAAACUCAAGUUUCCAGAUGAGAAUGAGGAUAUACUGCUCCUGAGGUCCAUCAAGGACGUGAACGAGCCCAAGUUUCUGUCUCAUGACAUCCCCCUUUUCAAUGGAAUCACCAGCGAUCUCUUCCCCGGCAUAUCCCUUCCUGUCGCAGACUAUCAGAGGUUUCUUGAGUGUGCAGAAGAGUGCUGCAAGAACCACAACGUGCAGCCCACUCAGGUCUUCAAGGAGAAGAUGAUCCAGACUUAUGAGAUGAUGAUAGUCCGUCAUGGGUUUAUGUUGGUCGGGGAGCCGUUUGCCGGCAAGACCAAGGUGCUCCACGUCCUGGCAGACACUCUGACCCUGAUGAAGGAGAGGGGCUACAACGACGAGGAGAGGGUCCAUUUCCGCACCGUCAACCCCAAGUCCAUCACCAUGGGACAGCUUUUCGGAGAGUUUGACCCAGUUUCCCACGAGUGGGCAGAUGGAAUUGUAGCCAACACAUUUCGGGAGUUUGCGUCGUCGGAUAGCCCAGACCGUAAGUGGGUGGUGUUUGACGGACCCAUAGACACACUGUGGAUCGAGAGCAUGAACACCGUGCUGGACGACAAUAAGAAGCUGUGCUUGAUGAGUGGAGAGAUCAUCCAGUUGUCCAAUCAGAUGAGUCUUAUCUUUGAAGCCAUGGACCUGUCUCAGGCCUCUCCAGCGACAGUGAGCAGGUGCGGCAUGAUCUACAUGGAGCCAUCUCAGCUGGGCUGGGAGCCACUGGUGGUCUCUUGGACCAACACCCUGCGCGAACCCCUGCAGGCCCCAGAAAACAUCGCCCUACUCAUGGAGCUCUUCCAUUGGCUGCUUCCCCCGUCCUUCAAGAUGCUACGCAAAAACUGCACGGAGGUUAUACCCACCAGCAACAGCAACACGGUGGUGUCCCUGACCCGCCUCUUUGAAAUGCUUCUCGCCGAACCUCUGCAGGACGACACAAGGAACAAAAACAUACAGACUUGGAUUAUGGCGGCCUUUGCCUUCUCCCUGGUGUGGUCCGUGGGGGGCAGCUGUGACAUGGACAGCAGGGAAAGGUUUGACAAGUACCUCAGAGAGAUCCUUUCUGGCAAGGCAGAAGGCCACCCCAUCCCAUCUCCUGUUUCCAAAUGGGAAUGCCCCCACGACGACAAGGGUCUAGUGUACGACUACUAUUACGAGUUUAAAGGGAAAGGUCGCUGGGUGCCCUGGACCGACUCGAUCAAGAACGUCCAUCUUGGGGACAAGAACACCAAGGUGACGGAUAUUAUUGUUCCCACCAUAGACACGGUCCGAUACACCUACCUCAUGGACCUCUGCAUCGCCUACGGGGUACCGUUGCUGUUUGUAGGUCCGACUGGGACGGGGAAGUCGGUGUAUGUUAAGGAGAAACUUCUGAACAACCUGGACAAGGACCGCUACCUGCCCUUCUUCAUCAACUUCUCAGCUCGUACCAGCGCCAACCAGAGCCAGAACAUUAUCAUGUCCAGGUUGGAUAAGAGGCGGAAGGGGGUGUAUGGCCCCCCCAUGGGGAAGAAGUGUGUCAUCUUUGUGGAUGACAUGAACAUGCCUGCCCUGGAGCAGUUUGGGGCACAGCCUCCUGUGGAGCUCCUACGACAAUACUUUGACCAUGGCAACUGGUAUGACCUGAAGGAUACCUCUAAGAUAACCCUGGUGGACCUACAACUGAUCUCCGCCAUGGGGCUCCCUGGUGGUGGGAGGAAUGCGGUGACUCCUCGCUUCUUGCGGCACUUCAACAUCACCAGCAUCAACGCAUUCAGUGACAACACCAUGGUGUGCAUCUUCUCCAACGUGGUGUCCUUCUACCUCCGCAACAACGAGUUCCCUCCAGACUAUUUCAGCGUGGGUAACCAGAUAGUGGCAGCCACCUUGGAGGUCUACAAGAAGGCCAUGAGGAAUCUGCUUCCCACGCCAGCCAAAUCCCACUACACAUUCAACCUGCGGGACUUCAGCCGUGUGGUUCAGGGCUGCUUGCUUCUGAAGAAGGAGUCCCUGGAGAACAAACGCACCAUGGUCCGCCUCUUCGUCCAUGAGGUGUUCCGUGUCUACUACGAUCGCCUUGUGGACGACAAGGACCGUGCCUGGCUUUACCUUCUUGUGAAGGACAUGGUCAGGGACCACUUCAAGGAAAGCUUUGACCAGGUGUUUGACCACCUAAAGGCUGAGGACCAGACGGCGCUCCGUGAGGAGGACAUGCGUAACCUGCUGUUUGGGGACUACAUGAACCCUGACCUUGAAGACAACGAUCGUCUGUACGCUGAGGUGCCCUCCAUGGAGAGCUUCAGCCAAGUGGUGGAGCUCUGCCUGGAUGAGUACAACCAGACCCACAAGAACCGCAUGGACCUCGUCAUCUUUCGCUACGUGCUGGAGCACCUGUCUCGUAUUAGCCGUGUUCUAAAACAGCCGGGGGGCAAUGCCCUUCUGGUGGGGGUGGGAGGCAGUGGGCGCCAGUCCAUCACCCGCCUUGCCACCUCCAUGGCCAAGAUGACCUUGUUCCAGCCAGAGAUCUCCAAGAGCUAUGGCCUGAACGAUUGGAGGGACGACCUAAAGCUGUUGCUGAAAAGUGCAGGGGUGAAGGGUCAGAAGACAGUGUUCCUGCUAACUGAUGCUCAGAUCAAAGAGGAAGCCUUCCUAGAGGAUGUGGACAGUGUUCUGAACACUGGAGAGGUGCCCAACUUGUUUGCCAUGGACGAGAAGCAGGAAAUUGUGGAAGCGGUGCGUCCUAUUGCCCAGGCUGGCAAUAAGAAUGUGGAGUUCAGCGCUCUGGCCUUGUAUAACUUCUUUGUGACGCGAUGCAGGGAGAACCUGCACGUUAUAGUUGCCUUCAGCCCAAUAGGAGAGGCCUUCCGCAACCGACUACGCCAAUUCCCCUCUCUCAUCAACUGCUGCACCAUUGACUGGUUCCAGCCCUGGCCAGAAGAGGCCCUGGAACGCGUGGCCAACAAGUUCCUGGAGUCACUGGAAAUGAGUGAGCACGAGAGGCAGGAGGUCAUGCCCAUCUGCAAGACCUUCCACACAUCUGCCAUCCAGCUCUCACAAAAGUUCCUGUCAGAGCUGGGUCGCCAUAACUACGUGACGCCAACCUCCUAUCUGGAGCUGAUAGCUACCUUCCGUCAGCUGCUUAGCCAGAAGAGAGACACGGUCAUGAAGGCUAAAAAGAGAUACACCAAUGGCCUGGACAAAUUGGCCUUUGCUGAGUCUCAGGUGAGUGAGAUGAAGAAAGAGCUGGUGGACUUGCAGCCUAAACUGGAGCAGGCCAAAAUAGACAACACCAAGAUGAUGAAGGUGUUAGAGGUUGAGUCGGUGCAGGUGGAGGCCAAGAGCAAGGUGGUGCGUGUGGACGAGGAGGCCGCCACCCUGAAAGCCAAUGAGGCCCAGGCCCUGAAAAACGAGUGUGAGAACGACCUGGCCGAGGCCAUACCUGCCCUGGAGAUGGCCCUUGCAGCCCUGGACACCCUGAAGCCUGCUGAUGUGACCAUUGUGAAGUCGAUGAAGAGCCCUCCUUCAGGGGUGAAGCUGGUGAUGGCGGCCGUGUGUGUGAUGAAAGAGCUGAAACCGGAUAAGAUUGCUGAUCCUGCUGGGACUGGACAGAAGAUUCUUGACUACUGGGGGCCAAGCAAGAAGCUACUUGGAGACAUGAAUUUCUUACGAGACCUGAAAGAGUACGACAAGGACAAGAUCCCUGUCCAUGUGAUGCAGAAGAUCCGUAGUGAGUACAUGACCAACCCUGACUUUGACCCAGCCAAGGUGGCCAAGGCCUCGUCCGCUGCCGAGGGCCUGUGCAGAUGGGUCACCGCAAUGGAGAUUUAUGACCGAGUGGCUAAGGUAGUGGCCCCUAAGAAAGCCAGCCUGAACGAGGCUCAACGGUCUCUAGCCACCACCAUGGCCCUGCUGGAUGAGAAGAGAGCUGAGCUGAAGGAGGUGGAGGACCGCCUGGCCCUUCUGCAACAGACCUUUGAGGAGAAGACAAAGGAGAAGGCCCAGUUGGAAUUCCAGGUGGACCUGUGCGCCUGCAAACUGGAGAGAGCCGAGAAACUCAUCGGAGGCCUCGGUGGUGAAAAGACCAGAUGGUCCAAGGCAGCGGAUGACCUACAAAACAUCUAUGACAACCUGACUGGUGAUGUGCUGAUCUCUGCUGGGGUCAUCGCCUACCUGGGAGCCUUCACGGCCAGCUUCAGACAGAACUGCACUAAGAUAUGGACCACGCUCUGCAAGUCUAAGAACAUUCCGUCAUCAGAUGAUUUCUCCCUGAGUAAAACUCUGGGAGACCCUAUAAAGAUCCGGGCAUGGAACAUUGCCGGCCUGCCAACCGACAGCUUUUCCAUAGACAACGGGAUCAUCGUCAGCAACUCCCGUCGAUGGCCACUGAUGAUCGACCCACAGGGCCAGGCCAACAAGUGGGUGAAGAACACGGAGAAGGACAACAACCUCAGUGUGAUCAAGCUGACAGAUGGGGACUACAUGAGAACCCUUGAGAACUGCAUCCAGUUCGGUACCCCUCUGCUACUGGAGAACGUAGGGGAGGAGCUGGACCCAUCGCUGGAGCCCCUGCUGCUCAAACAGACCUUCAAACAAGGGGGCAUGGAUUGCAUCAGGCUAGGGGAGAGUGUGAUUGAGUACUCCUGCGACUUCCAGUUCUACAUCACCACUAAGCUGCGGAAUCCCCAUUACCUUCCGGAGCUGGCUACCAAGGUGUCCCUGCUCAACUUCAUGAUAACUCCUGAGGGCCUUGAGGACCAGCUGCUCGGCAUUGUGGUCGCCAAGGAGAGGCCGGAACUGGAGGAAGAGAGGAACGCCCUAAUCCUACAGUCGGCAUCCAAUAAGAAGGUUUUAAAGGAAAUCGAGGACAAGAUCCUGGAAACGCUGUCAUCGUCUGAGGGAAACAUCCUGGAGGACGAAAGUGCCAUUCAGGUCCUCGACUCUGCCAAAAUCAUGUCAAACGAGAUCUCCAAGAAACAACAGAUUGCAGAAAAGACAGAGAUUAAGAUUGCAGAGUCAAGAGAGGGCUACAGGGUCAUUGCCAAGCACUCCUCCAUUCUGUUCUUCAGCAUUGCAGACCUGGCAAACAUCGAUCCUAUGUAUCAGUACUCCCUGAGCUGGUUUGUUAACCUCUACCUAAACUCCAUACAGGACAGUAACAAGUCCAAGAUCUUAGAGAAGAGACUGAGGUACCUCAUCGACCACUUCACAUACAAUCUGUACUGCAAUGUCUGUCGCUCCCUGUUUGAGAAGGACAAGCUGCUCUUCUCCUUCCUACUCUGCUCGAACCUCCUUCUAGCUAAGAAGGAGAUAGAGUAUGGUGACUUUAUGUUCCUGCUGACUGGAGGGGUGGGGCUGCAGAACAAUGUCCACAACCCAGACCCUACUUGGCUGCAGGACAAGAGCUGGGAUGAGAUCUGCAGGGCCAGCCAUCUGCCCAGUCUCCAGGGCCUCAGUGAGAGCUUCAUCAAGGACCCAGAGAGGUUCUUGGUAAUCUAUGAUAGCAAAGAGCCCUAUAAUACCAAGCUGCCUAGGCCCUGGUGUGACAGGCUCAAUGACCUACAGAAGAUGAUCAUCUACCGCUGUCUCAGGCCGGACAAGAUUGUGCCGGCUAUAACUAACUUUGUAACUGUCAAACUGGGGAAGAAGUUUGUAGAGCCACCUCCCUUUAACCUGAGUAAGAGUUACACAGACUCCAAUUCCACCAUCCCUCUAGUGUUUGUGCUAUCUCCUGGAGCGGACCCCAUGGCCAGCUUGCUAAAGUUUGCCAACGACAAGAACAUGGGUGGCACCAAGUUCCAGUCCAUCUCACUUGGUCAGGGCCAGGGCCCCAUCGCUGCCAAGAUGAUCCGCAUGGCCAUGAAGGACGGCACCUGGGUGUGCCUGCAGAACUGCCACCUGGCUGUCUCCUGGAUGUCCACCCUGGAGAAGAUCUGCGAGGACUUCAGCCCAGAGACCUGUCACCCAGAUUUCAGAUUGUGGCUAACCAGCUACCCCUCACCCAAGUUCCCAGUGACCAUCCUGCAGAACGGGGUGAAGAUGACCAACGAACCGCCCACAGGUCUCAGACUCAACCUACUUCAGUCCUACCUGUCAGACCCUGUCUCCGACCCCAACUUCUUCAACGCCUGCACAGGAAAAGAACUGGUGUGGGAGAAGCUCUUGUAUGGAGUUUGCUUCUUCCAUGCUCUGGUUCAGGAGAGGAAGAAGUUUGGUCCUCUGGGCUGGAACAUCCCCUAUGGGUUCAAUGAGUCUGACCUGCGCAUCAGCAUCAGACAACUACAGCUGUUUGUAAACGAGUAUGAUCAGGUGCCGUUUGAGGCCAUCACCUAUCUGACAGGAGAGUGCAACUAUGGUGGCCGUGUGACAGACGAUUGGGAUAGGAGGCUCCUGAUGACCAUCCUGGCUGACUUCUACAACAAGGACAUCAUUGAGAACCCCCGCUACACCUUCUCCCCCAGCGGAAAGUACUAUCCCCCUCCCAAGUCCAUCUAUGAGGACUACGUCGAGUUCAUACGGAACCUUCCGUUCCUCCAGUACCCAGAAGUGUUUGGGAUGCAUGAGAAUGUGGACAUCUCCAAGGACCUCCAACAGACCAAGCUGCUGUUUGAUUCCCUGCUACUCACCCAGGGAAGAGGAAUCAAGGGAGGGGCAAGCUCCGGGGGAGACCAGGCCCUCUUUGACAUAGCCAAUGAUAUCCUCACCAAACUUCCAGCUAACUUUGACAUUGAAGCAGCUCUAGUGAAGUACCCAGUUCUGUAUGAGGAGAGCAUGAACACUGUUCUGGUGCAGGAGAUGGAGCGCUACAACACAUUGGCAGUUACAAUCCGUGUGAGUUUGCAGAACCUGCUGAAGGCCGUCAAGGGCCUGGUGGUGAUGGAUGCUGAGCUGGAGGCUCUGUCUGGCAGCCUGAUAGUGGGCAAAUUGCCGGAGAAAUGGGCCAAGCGGUCCUACCCAAGCCUGAAGCCACUAGGCAGCUACGUCACAGACUUCCUUGCGAAGCUUAAAUUUUUGCAGGACUGGUAUAAUACCAACAAACCCAAUGUGUUCUGACCUCCCUGUAGGACUGGUAUAAUACCAACAAACCCAAUGUGUUCUGACCUCCCUGUAGGACUGGUAUAAUACCAACAAACCCAAUGUGUUCUGACCUCCCUGUAGGACUGGUAUAAUACCAACAAACCCAAUGUGUUCUGACCUCCCUGUAGGACUGGUAUAAUACCAACAAACCCAAUGUGUUCUGACCUCCCUGUAGGACUGGUAUAAUACCAACAAACCCAAUGUGUUCUGACCUCCCUGUAGGACUGGUAUAAUACCAACAAACCCAAUGUGUUCUGACCUCCCUGUAGGACUGGUAUAAUACCAACAAACCCAAUGUGUUCUGACCUCCCUGUAGGACUGGUAUAAUACCAACAAACCCAAUGUGUUCUGACCUCCCUGUAGGACUGGUAUAAUACCAACAAACCCAAUGUGUUCUGACCUCCCUGUAGGACUGGUAUAAUACCAACAAACCCAAUGUGUUCUGACCUCCCUGUAGGACUGGUAUAAUACCAACAAACCCAAUGUGUUCUGACCUCCCUGUAGGACUGGUAUAAUACCAACAAACCCAAUGUGUUCUGACCUCCCUGUAGGACUGGUAUAAUACCAACAAACCCAAUGUGUUCUGACCUCCCUGUAGGACUGGUAUAAUACCAACAAACCCAAUGUGUUCUGACCUCCCUGUAGGACUGGUAUAAUACCAACAAACCCAAUGUGUUCUGACCUCCCUGUAGGACUGGUAUAAUACCAACAAACCCAAUGUGUUCUGACCUCCCUGUAGGACUGGUAUAAUACCAACAAACCCAAUGUGUUCUGACCUCCCUGUAGGACUGGUAUAAUACCAACAAACCCAAUGUGUUCUGACCUCCCUGUAGGACUGGUAUAAUACCAACAAACCCAAUGUGUUCUGACCUCCCUGUAGGACUGGUAUAAUACCAACAAACCCAAUGUGUUCUGACCUCCCUGUAGGACUGGUAUAAUACCAACAAACCCAAUGUGUUCUGACCUCCCUGUAGGACUGGUAUAAUACCAACAAACCCAAUGUGUUCUGACCUCCCUGUAGGACUGGUAUAAUACCAACAAACCCAAUGUGUUCUGACCUCCCUGUAGGACUGGUAUAAUACCAACAAACCCAAUGUGUUCUGACCUCCCUGUAGGACUGGUAUAAUACCAACAAACCCAAUGUGUUCUGACCUCCCUGUAGGACUGGUAUAAUACCAACAAACCCAAUGUGUUCUGACCUCCCUGUUGGACUGGUAUAAUACCAACAAACCCAAUGUGUUCUGACCUCCCUGUAGGACUGGUAUAAUACCAACAAACCCAAUGUGUUCUGACCUCCCUGUAGGACUGGUAUAAUACCAACAAACCCAAUGUGUUCUGACCUCCCUGUAGGACUGGUAUAAUACCAACAAACCCAAUG